AUGACGCUGAAGCAGCCGCUCUUCCUGGACUACCCCAUCUUUGCCGUGAGCUCACAGCAUUGAAGAGAUCUACUCACCAACCUGCCAGCCAGCCAUUGCAAUUGCAAGAAGGUUCGCUGUUUGCGCGUGUCGUGUGUGUGAUGUGUGUCAUUCAUUCAGGCUGACUCCGACUCGAGCGGGUACGUGUUGACGGUUGGUGGCGGCGGCGGACGUGAGUACGGCAUUGAGAACCAGCUGGUCAGAUCUGAUCUGCACAGAAGGAGGAACGAAUGGCGGACAGAUGGGCGGUAUGUGUGUGUGUGUGUGUGUGUGUGUUGGUUCGAUUAUUCAGGAUCUGUUGCGUGUGGGUCCUUCGGCCCGUCGGCGUCCGUCGGUGGAGCGGUGCUUCUCGCUGCCCACCGACACCGGCAUCUUCACCACAGUGCGGUUCAGCCAAGCGGUGCGUAGCUAGUCAGAUGGACACACACACAGGCCGAGAGUCGGCAGGCCGAGGGAGGGAGGGAGGAAGGGAUUUGUUGGUCUCUGUGCGUGUGUUGAUACCUAGCAUGGACACAUACAUCUAUUGGACACAUGGAUGGGAUGCAUGUGCAUGUGUGUGUGUGUGCAGCGGAGGGUAUGGGUGUGCAGCGUCAGGACCUUCUGUGCGUUCCUGUACGUCGACACUGAUGCAGGGUACGCUCAUGGCCAUCGACGCCGCACACGUGUGUGUGUGUGUGUGCGACUGUGGGUGUUUUGGGCAGUGGUGUGAUGAAUUUGGGUGAGUUUGCGACCGAUGAGAGGACGCGGAAGGAGCAGGAGAUGGCCACACUCGACCCACAGAGUCGCGCACUCGCCACCGUCCACGAAGAUGGAACUCUCAGGCACGCAACAGAAAGCCACACACACACACACACACACACACGGCCACGGCCAAGACGCAUCCAAUUCCCCCCAUGAGUCUGUCGGAUUCAGGUUGUGGGAGGUGGAGUGGCUGGACAAGCAGCCGCGUGACCAGAGGCCGUCAUCCUCUGCGGCGUCGUCAUCGUCUAAGCCGCCCGAGACCUUGGCGGCCGCUCUCAAGAAGAAACCGCCCACUGCACCCUUUGAAAUCAAAGUCAGUCGGCCGGCCCCAGCUGGGGGGAAAGACACACCACCCACACACACUUAUACCCAUGGUGUGUGUCCCUGUGUGUGGUCCUUCCUCAGAGGUUGCAUCUGCGUCACACGUGUCGGGGCCACGAGAGCGGCGCACUCGACUGCGAUUUCGCACACGACUCUUCCCUGGUAUGGACGGAUGGAUGGAUGGAUGGUCAGAGUCGCGAGCAGGUCGCAGAUGGUGUGGGUGUGGGUGAGUGCAGGUGGCGACCACUUCCCGGGACAACACAUUUCGGUUGUGGGACACUCAGACGGGCGAACAGAUUGCUCAAGAGGUCCAUAGCUGGACGGGCACAUUUCUGAUCUGUAUGUGAAUCUCUCCACAUGUCUGUCUGUCUGUCUGUCUGUGUGUGUGUCUGCUAUCAGGCGUGCCCGGCGCCGGCAAAGGCGCCAGCUGGAGCAAAGAGCCUCAUGCCCAGAUUCUGCAGGUGGGCGGGGCAGGCACAGAAGGCAGACACACAUACACACACACGCAUUCAUCGAUCGCCUGUGUGUAAGUGUAUCAGGUUCUUUCCUGACGUGGGUGGGCCUGCGAGUCGGAAGUACGUCCUCGUGGGCGCACACGGCGCCAGGGGACCCACCACACUCACCAUCUGGUGGGCAGCACAUCCAUCCACAGACACAUGCAUGUGGAUGUGUGUGUGUGUGUGUGUGCAUAUGACUGACAGGAGGGUGUCGGGGAGCCGGGUUGAGAUGGUUGGCGGGCAGUACCUGGCCGACAAGGUGCCCUGCUGCAGCAUCAACAUCAGGUACCUACGUCACCCACACAGUCACACACACUCUCACUCAGCAAAACGAUGUGGUUUGUUCGUGUUUGUCUGUGUGUGUAUCCCUCGCCCACUCACUCAGUGCUGACGGCAGGUCCGUCGCUCUAGGCCUGACUGACGGUGGCGUGAGGCUCAUCAACACACCUUUCCCGACGUACGCAGAGCACACAGCAAGGGGGGGAACGACCACAUUUCUUUGUCAUUUAUGGUGUGUGUGUGUGUGCGUGUGUAUUGGCUCUCUCUCUCUGUGUGUGUGUGUGUGUGUGUGUUGGUUUAGUGGAAGUGGUUGGAGUCUGCAGUACAGCUACAUGCCCCACGGCCUUCCCACAAAGGCCGUCUGCUUCGCACAGUAA
Molecule: messenger RNA, 2254 nt
Organism: Vitrella brassicaformis
Lineage: Eukaryota; Vitrellaceae
Source: the annotation of a GenBank genome assembly